AUUGUCAAAGUUAGGGUUUCGUGCUUUUAGGCACUCAUCCCACAGGAAAGCCACAAAACCAUUGAAUUGAAAAAAAAAAAAAACCCUAGCACCCUCAACAUCCAACCUGCCCCUAGUUGAGGCCCUCUCUCUCUUUCUAGGGGCUCAAUGGAAAAAAGACCAGGCCUGCCCAGUCCUUCCUCCUCACCCCCCUGAUUUUUUAUUUUUCUUACAUCCCUCACAAUCCAAGAACCUCAACCCCCUGUAGCCUGUGUAGCCAGUUUUCUUCCUUCCAUAUUAACACUCGCACAUCUCCCCUCUGUUAAAUUUUUUUAUUUCAACCCCGCUGGGCGGUCGAAACCGCGCCACUAGAUGGGUGGCUCCGUCGACCGAGCGCCACGACCGUGACCUGCUCUACUCCGCCGCCACCUCGCCGCCCGCCGGCGGUCGAAGCCCUCUCCACAUAUUCGAAUUCGGAAUCGUCGUAAGCUUUUCUCUCUCUCAAUGGCUGGCUGGUCCCUCUUCUCGGAAUCCCUCUCCCUUGAUGUCGUCGACAUCCUCCACAAGCUUCAGAGCGUUGGCUUCUGCAGGGAUCUCGAUGUCCCCGUGAUAGAGCUUGGCGGGGAGAAGCUCGGCUCCCUCUUCGAUCAGAUGCUAUCGGUUUUCUUCAAGGAGAUCUACCAGAGGUGGGAGAUCCGGCCUCUGCCGCCGAUGCUCGGAGACGGGCGCCCGGUGGAUUUAUUUAAACUCUAUUCGGUUGUACGCGAGAAGGGUGGGUACAGCUCGGUGACAGAGAGCCAUCAGUGGGAAGCUGUGUCGGAGGUGAUCGAGUUGGACUCUGGAGUCGCCCCUUUGUUGAAACUAAUCUAUAUUAAGUAUUUUGAUGCACUCGAUCAGUGGCUUUGGAUAGUUUCGGAGAAGAAUUCAGUGAAGAAAUCGAAGGCCAAGGUCGGAGGCCUUCCGUAUGACGUUCCUAUUCAGAAAGUUGAGGAAUUUGGCUCUACGCCGCCUUCGAAGAAAGAUCAGUUCUUGACACCGGGUAGAGGGAAAGAGUGCAGAGAGCUGCUGCUUGCUAAUAGUGAGUGCGAUAAUGGUGAUAUGAUGGUUGAAGAAAUGGCCACAGAAAAUGGUGGGUUCUCUCAUCUUAAACGAAAGCGGGAGACUGUGGUAGGGAUGCUGAACUGGCUAAAAAAUUUGGCAAAGAAUCCCGGAGAUCCUUCUAUAGGAAAGCUAUUCUUGAAGGAUGGCGCGAAAAGUAAGGAGGCUUAUGCAUUCAAUGAACUCUAUGUGCAGGUGCUUCUGGCCAGGCAGGCAAUGUUUAUAAAAAUGAUCCAUCGCACUAACGGUUCUCUCGUGCAGAAAGGGCAGAAGGUGCAUCCUUCCAUUUAUGAUGAUUCUAUUUAUGGAGAUUCCCAGGCUAGAAAGAAAAUAAGAAGCAGCCAGAGGCUUCAAGCCAUCAACAAGCAAUAUAAUCUGGGCUAUUGUUUUGAUGCAUCCACACAUCCUGGCGAUGACAUGGAUGAGAAGGGUCUUAUGGCCGUGGGAUGGGAGAUUAGUGAUGUCAGACAAAGACUUCAAAAUCCCAGCUUGAUGCUUGAUGGAAUAGUUGACAUGCUAUCGGAUCAACUACAGAAGCAGCAGGUCCCUCUGGGUCCAUCAUUUCAGGCAGAUAUGCCAGAUUGGACUGGCAAGCCUUCUGAAACUUCUAGUGAUCCUGAAACCUUGAAAUGGUUGGGGACACGGAUUUGGCCUCCAGAAAAUCAAGAGAAAAGGCUGUCAUUCAGUCAAAAUCUUAUUGGAGAAGGAAGGAAAGAUACCUGUCUUUGUGAUCGUCCAGGUUCUGUAGAGUGCAUUAGAUUUCAUGUUGCAGAGAAGAGGUUCCAACUGAAACAUGAACUGGGUCUAGUUUUCUAUGCUUGGAGAUUUGAUCGCAUGGGCGAGGAAGUUUCCCUUUCAUGGACAGAGGAAGAGGAAAGGAAGUUCAAGGACAUCGUGCGCCAGAAUCCACCAUCUCGAGCAAAGAACUUUUGGGACCAGCUUUAUCUAUGUUUUCCUUUUAAGGGGAGGAAAAAUCUAGUGAGCUACUACUUCAAUGUGUUUCUUCUUGGACGCAGGAGUUACCAGAACCGGGUGACUCCAAACAACAUUGACAGUGAUGAUGAGGAAUCAGCAUUUGGCACUUUAAGUAAUCGUUUUGGUCAUGGUGCAGUCAAGGUUCGUGAGCCUCAGUCUAUUGUCUGCGUUCUUAAUGAACAGUGUUUGGAUUUGGAUAAUGAUAUGGACACAAAUUAGAAUUCUAGGAUGGUGGUGUAAACUCGGAUCAUCAUAUUUGAUCUUCAGAGCAGCAAUUUUGACCAGAGAUGAUUAUUUUUGCUCUCUUGCUAUUAUGAUGAUGAUGAAAACUCUCAUAGAGGCUAAAUCUUGUUGUGGAUGGAGAUAUGUUUGUUCCGGAGAAGCAAAAGUGUGCAAAGAUUCCUACUGACAUGGUUGGCAUGAACUCAGGCAGAUUUGGAUUCUCCUGCAGUGUUGGGAUGAUAGCAGCCAUUUGGGUACAUACUGGCACACAGAGGCUGUCGAGUGUAGACUGUACCUUCAUUUUGACCUCAAGCACCAAGUAAACUUGUCCUAGAAGUGGCAGCAUAAUCUUCAAGGUUUCAUCAUACUUAAAUUCCUUGUGUUUUUUCACUUUUUUUAUCUUGUCCUUAAAAUGCUUAGUGAAAAUCAUAUACACAUGCCAUUGUGUCAAAGGAUAAUCAGUCUAGUUCUUUUCCUCCGUAAAGCAUAUAUCCUCCAA
This is a messenger RNA of Elaeis guineensis (African oil palm), 2773 nucleotides long. Its product is annotated as AT-rich interactive domain-containing protein 2. Lineage: Eukaryota; Viridiplantae; Streptophyta; Magnoliopsida; Arecales; Arecaceae. Gene Ontology annotation, molecular function: DNA binding. The record is from RefSeq and is a predicted model, not a curated record.